This is a messenger RNA of Miniopterus natalensis, 2618 nucleotides long. The record is from RefSeq and is a predicted model, not a curated record. Lineage: Eukaryota; Metazoa; Chordata; Mammalia; Chiroptera; Miniopteridae.
CCAUCUCUGCAAUUUUCAAUUGCUUUCCAGAUUUUUGUAUUCAGAUGAAGUUCAGAUUGGCCCAGAAACAGUUAUGACCACUCUUUAUACUGCUAAGAAAUACGCAGUCCCAGCCUUGGAAGCACACUGUGUGGAGUUCCUCACCAAGCAUCUUAGGGCAGAUAAUGCCUUUAUGCUACUUACUCAGGCUCGACUGUUUGAUGAACCUCAGCUCGCUAGUCUUUGUCUGGAUACCAUAGACAAGAGCACGAUCGAUGCGAUAAGUGCAGAAGGGUUUACUGAUAUUGAUAUAGACACACUCUGCGCAGUUCUAGAAAGAGACACACUUAGUAUCAGAGAGAGUCGGCUUUUUGGGGCUGUCGUGCGAUGGGCAGAAGCAGAAUGUCAAAGACAACAAUUGCCUGUGACCUUUGGAAACAAACAGAAAGUUCUAGGAAAAGCACUGUCCUUGAUCCGGUUCCCGCUGAUGACCAUUGAGGAGUUUGCCGCCGGGCCUGCUCAGUCUGGGAUUUUGUCAGAUCGUGAGGUGGUAAAUCUCUUUCUUCAUUUUACGGUCAAUCCCAAACCCCGAGUUGACUACAUAGACCGACCGAGAUGCUGCCUCCGAGGAAAGGAAUGCUGCAUCAGUAGGUUCCAGCAAGUGGAGAGCCGCUGGGGGUACAGUGGGACCAGCGAUCGAAUCAGGUUCACGGUUAACAGAAGAGUCUCUGUAGUCGGGUUUGGCUUAUACGGGUCUAUCCAUGGCCCCGCGGACUAUCAAGUGAACAUACAGAUCAUUGAGUAUGAAAAAAAACAAACCCUGGGACAAAAUGAUACCGGAUUUAGUUGUGAUGGGAGUGCCAGCACGUUCAGGGUGAUGUUCAGAGAGCCCAUAGAGAUCCUGCCCAAUGUGUGCUACACAGCGUGUGCAACCCUCAAAGGCCCAGAUUCCCACUAUGGCACGAAAGGGCUGAAGAAGGUAGUGCACGAGACACCUGCUAGCAAGACCGCCUUUUUCUUCUUCAGUUCCCCUGGCAACAACAAUGGCACUUCAAUAGAAGACGGACAGAUCCCAGAAAUAAUAUUCUACACAUAGCUUAUCACAUCCUACACCUUGGCUCAACCGUACCGUGCAGUGUAGUCGCGAAGGCAUAAAAAACUGGCCACACACAAAAGUUUGAGUGUGAUGAAUAUUUAUAGUUUUAAGAUAAACAUCUUAGUUUCUUAGAGGAGAUAGAUAAAUGUUUAUUUAAAUCUGUGUAUAAUUUCAACGCAGAUUUUCCAUUUUCUUAUAACAUUAGGGGAAAGAAAAUUGGGUUUGUUUAGAAACACCACCACCUGUUUCAGCUUUAUCUUGUAUAAUUUCAUAGACUGACUCGUGGUCUUUCAACAGUUUUAUAACUGAAAGAGUUUUGUUUUGUAUAGCUGGUUCGUUUUGUUUGAACUGUUUUGAAGGUUAGGUGAGAUGACAUGGGUCAGUAUUCCUAUAGAAUUCCUAUUAACUCAAAUAGCUAAUUUCAGACAAUUAGGAAAACUGACCUUAUAUUUGGAGUUUUGAAAUAUCUGGUUGUUAGCAUUUGGAAUAUUGCUAGAAAUAGGCCUAAUAAAUGCCUAAGAAAAUUUUCAAUGCUUUUACAGAAAAGGAUAUUUUGUAAUAGUAUAUUAAUGUGUUACAUAGUACAGUUUUAAACUACAAAUGGAGUUUGUACAGAUUCACAAUAAUGUGAUAUAAAGAAGGAUCUAAGGAAUAGUCUAAGACUAGAUUCUUUAUCACUGAACCACACCACUGUACCUGUUUGUAUGGGGGAUGCUGCUGAGAGUGCCCAGGGUAGAGGUGAGGAUGGUGAGGGGGGUGGUGACGUAGACACACACGUACGUUCGGCAUUGGGGCGAUGGCCUUACACAGCAAGACACAGAAUAGGGCACCAACAUUUCUAACAACUGCUUUGAAAUUUAAAGAGAUCCGAGAGAAUCACUCCUGCUGCAGUGACACCGUGCUUGGCCGCCUACACAGCUGUAUCCAAGAAGUAAACCAUGCUCAAUGUUCAUGACCUCACAACGUCCCAGGUACAGCCGGAUUAGGAAGGGGCAGGAAGGCUAUGUGGCAGAAUGAUAUUUGUACACUUUUUUACAAAGCAGAGUUUUUAUAUAAAUAACAUUCUUUUUUUCUUUUGAAAGCAGUUAUAAAAAACUUACGUGUAAUUACGUUCAAGGUAUAUCAAAUAGUUGUGGAAGAUGGUUAAAAAUCACUUUUAAGUAUCAACUAGAAUUCAUGUUUUCUAAAUAAUGAGGAUAUAAACUUUUUCACUUAAAGUAGCAUUUCAUUAUAUAUUUUUAAGAAGGUAGAGGCAGCUUGUGGCAGAGGUCUCUUGGAAUUGCUGAAGAAAAGGGAAGUUUUUCUACCCUGGUACCAUGACCUCAUGGACGUGAGCCUCGUUAGCGGGAAUGCCUGGGAUGUGAGGUUUGGUUACCCGGCCAGCACUGCCUGAGAAAGGAGGGUGUGCCAGAGAGGCCCCUCGGGCUCCCAGCGCUGGCCCCCAGCGGAGACUGGCCGAAGGUCGCUAGAGCAGGCACAGGAAUGGCACUGUUUACUGAUAUGGGACAUCCCUGGAAUUUUUAAUAAACAUUACCCAUUUAUA